Molecule: messenger RNA, 3437 nt
Organism: Colossoma macropomum (tambaqui)
Lineage: Eukaryota; Metazoa; Chordata; Actinopteri; Characiformes; Serrasalmidae
Gene: nbr1b
Product: NBR1 autophagy cargo receptor b
Exons: 22
Coding region: 129-3170 (1013 amino acids)
Biological process (GO): macroautophagy
Cellular component (GO): phagophore assembly site
Molecular function (GO): ubiquitin binding
Source: RefSeq, a predicted model, not a curated record
UGAUGUAAACACAGACACACGGAUCAGAUUAGCCACGGCUAAACAGCGUAAGGCCGCACCGUCGAGAUUUCCUUUACAAACCGUGCUAAACCAUCUAUGCAGCGUUUAACUAACACUGUUUAACAGCCAUGGACUUCUACAUCAACCUGAAGGUGAAUUUCAGAGGAAACACGAAGAGUUUUCUGCUGUCCGGCUCGGAGACGAAGAGCUGGGAGACGGUGGAGGCCACGGUGAAGAGGUCUUUCGGCUUAUGCAAUCUACAGCUGACAUACUUUGAUGAGGAAAAUGAAGAGGUUUCAAUCAACAGCCAGUUGGAGUAUGAAGAGGCUCUGAAGAGUGCAGCCCGACAGGGGAACAGGCUGCAGAUGAAUGUUUAUGAGACCCGUGGCACCACGGGCAGAGUGCCCGGCCCGGCACCAGCCCUGAGUUUGGCUCAGGUGAAGACGGGCACCAUCCCAGAGCCCAAGAAAGGCUUCCGGCCUCCGCAGCACUGCCCGGCUCUGGCGCAGGUGGUGAGCCGAAAGGUCCAGGCUGCCGUGCCUGAAGAGGGUUUAGUGACCCUUAAUGAGCUUAAAGGCGGUAAAGUUGAGGAUAAGACACCUCCAGCCUGGUUUACGUCCUACAUGGAAAAGUUCAAGGACCAGGUAGUUCGAGAAGCAGUGGAGAAGAUCUGCAGGGAGUUUUCUGGUCAGUGCUGUAUCCAUAAGCCUGUUGGAGCGGAGGCCCAGGUUCCUGAGGUUUCGUCCUCCACGCUGCCCGGAGCUCCCAGCUCAGCGCCGGCCUGCAGCAGCUGCCGUGGACAGACUGCGGGUGGAGGGUACCAGUGCAGUGUCUGUACAUCCUGCACUCUGUGUGAGCCUUGUAGCUUCUCUCACGACCCCAGCCACAACCUGGUGAGGGCCAGAACCCCCCUCUCCAUCCCCGAACACGGCUCCCCAGCUCCGGACCACAGCAGGUUCUACAGGCGGGGGGACCGGAGUUUUCGGAAGGCGGAGAAACAGCGCUUAAAGGCGGAGAAGCGUCAGCUGAAGGCGGAGGUGAAGGAGAUCAGGAAGCAGCUGAGGAUGGAGCGGAGGGGGCUGCAGUGGGGAUCAGCUGGAGACGGUAGCUCCUCUCCGGUUCUGCUGCAGCCUCGAGCCACACAGGCCAACAGCCCGGAGCGUCCUAAGCGUCCGUGUCCUCUGGCUGUGCCCGCUAUGACGGCUCUGCUGCUGGACGAGAACCUGCCAGACGGAUCACGUCUGCGGCCAGGGACCAAGUUCAUAAAGUACUGGAAGAUGAAGAACAGCGGCAGAAUGUCCUGGAGCUCAGAGACCAAACUGAAGUUUAUGUGGGGGAACCUGGCGGUGGGUUCAGGUGAGCGGUGGAGGGAGGUUCCAGUGCCCACGCUGCAGCCGGGUCAAGUGGGCGUGGUCAGUGUGGCACUCUGCGCUCCAACUCUGGAGGGCACCUACACCUCCCACUGGCGCCUGGCACACAGAGGGGAGCAGUUUGGGCCACGGGUUUGGUGUAGCAUCGUGGUGGACCCCCAUGCUCCUACUGCCAUCUCUGCUGACGGCCUGCUUGUCUCCCCCUGCGUCACUCCUCACGUUCCAUGUACCACAGAAGGACAUGCAGAGUUAAGUCCUGUUCUUGUUCUUCAGGAGAAAUCGGCUCGUACGCUGGAGAGAGAGGAGAAAUGUCGCGCUGCCUCCAGAGAACAGUUGCUCAUUACAGUGGACCAAGACUGUGACCAGGAAUUCUACAUUCCAUCUGUAGACCUACUUACAGCACAGGACUUGCUGUCAUUUGAGCUGCUGGACAUCAACAUUGUUCAGGAGCUGGAGAAUGUACCAAACAACACCCCAGCAGAUAUUACUCCAUGCAUAUCUCCUCUGCCCCAUGAUACACUCCUUCAGGAGAAACCAACUCUGGGGCUCAUCCAGGAGGAGGCAGAAGCCCAAGGAGUCAAUAGCAUUCUGGAAGUGACCCAAAGCCCGGAGUUAGGAGGAGUUCCAGCCCAGGAGAAAGGAGAGGAGAACAUCAUCAGCCGUCAAUUUGUGAGCGAGUCAGUGAUCCGCUCUCUCACACUGGGAGAGGUGUUAGACCACAGUGUCCUUCACGGGAGAUGCCCCACUAAAGUGUUGCGUCCAGCACCCCAGGGCUCAGUGUCUCUUUGUGAGAGGAAAGCAGAGACAGUUUCAGAAAACAGCCCAGAUGAUAGCCCUGUCUCAGAUCCACUUAAAGAGGAGACAGGAGUGAUCCCAGCCCCGGCUCGGCUCCACACAGACACAGAGGCAGUUCCUGAUCCCACUCCACUCCUGACGGUUCCUACUGAGCAGAUCACCGCAGAUGAAGGUAACGAGUCUGACAUUGAGCAGAUCUUGGUGGAUCCAGCCAGUGGUGAGCGGUUCGAGGAGGAGGAGUUGGACAGCAGGAAGAAGAAGGAGGAAGAAGAGGAGAAAACGAAAGAUGAAGCCUCAGAAGGAGGGAAAGAGACUCGUAGCAGAACAUCCUCGGCCUCGUCUGAGGAUUACAUCAUCAUCCUGCCGGACUGCUUCGACACCAGCCGGCCACUCGGAGAGUCUAUGUACAGCUCGGCGCUGUCGCAGCCUGGUGAUGACUUAGCUGGAGUGGAUCAGCUGGACACAGAGAUCCACUCACCCAGCAGUGCAUGUGUUAGCGCCGAUGCUAACGACAUGCUGUGUGCCUCGCAGACUCUGGACUCUGUUCCCCUCACUCCAGUGAUUGUAGCUGCACCCAGACCCUCUGGAAAGUCCAGCUCAGAAACGGAUGAACAGCCAGAAGAGCCACAGCAGCCUGAGAGCAAAGAGAAAGAGGAGCAGGAACAGGAUUCUGUGUCCAGUCCCUCAGAGCCUGGGAGCUCUUGUCCAGCUGACUCUGAGAUACAGGAACUCAAAGCGAACAGUAUAACUGGAGGUUUAGUGAAAGGUGCUCUCUCCGUAGCUGCGUCCGCCUAUAAAGCUCUGUUUACGGGGCAGCCUGGCCCUGAACAGCUUCCUGAGGAAGCUGCCACUCAGGAUGCCAUGAUGGCCGUCCUGGUGGAGAUGGGCUUCGGCGACCGAGCGCUGAACCAGCGUUUGCUGCAGAAACACGGCCGGAACCUUCUGGACGUGGUCAACGAACUGGUGCACAUGCAAGACAACGACUGGUACUCCACCCGCUACUGACACCGCUGUAGUACUCCGUCUACUUUCUCUCCGUCUCCCCUUCUGUGUGCAUUUGUUAUUGACCGUGAUCCAGAGUGUCUCCAUGAUCCACAUCAAAGGGAAAUUCCACUGAUUUGUCUGAAUUAAUGCACCUAAUUAAAUGGUUUUGAUGUAAACGGAGUCAUUCAGAGUGGUUUGGUGUGAAACGCUUCAUUCUAGAGAAACUUACCGAGUCAGAAUUGUUCACAGUGGUGGUGAUAGGAACCAGACGUCCACCUCUAAAAGCUC